ACCGACGAACUCAGCUGUCCAAGCUACCUCGAUGACUGCAUUACUGCUCUAACCUUUCAACUCGAAGAAAUAACAUACCACAGUGAGACGUCGAAUAAAGGCAAAUACCCUGCCGACAAGGUUCCAGACCACAACGUCGCCUGUGCUAGUUACUUAUCGGAAAUCAGAGACCAUUUGCAGCUCCUGGAAGAUACCAAACUCGCCUACAGCAUUGCUAAUGCUGUCUAUACAGAUGCUGAACUUAUUACUCAGAUGGCCCAGCAGGAGGCCCAAGCGCAAGAUGACAGAAUCUAUGCCAGACAAAUCAGCACAGAUCAUCCUCAUGAGUAUGAAGCGCCUCCGCAGGCUGCCAAA
This is a messenger RNA of Bipolaris zeicola 26-R-13, 354 nucleotides long. RefSeq lists its product as uncharacterized. The transcript has a single exon. The annotation marks the transcript as partial. The record is from RefSeq and is a predicted model, not a curated record. Lineage: Eukaryota; Fungi; Ascomycota; Dothideomycetes; Pleosporales; Pleosporaceae.